Molecule: messenger RNA, 1770 nt
Organism: Nicotiana attenuata
Lineage: Eukaryota; Viridiplantae; Streptophyta; Magnoliopsida; Solanales; Solanaceae
Product: B3 domain-containing protein REM10-like
Exons: 5
Coding region: 105-1142 (345 amino acids)
Molecular function (GO): DNA binding
Source: RefSeq, a predicted model, not a curated record
CAGCUAACAUUUGUUCAAUUUCAAUAUAAAUAAACCUACUCUGUUUCUUUCUUGAAUCAUAAAUAUUUACGUAGAAUUGGUAUUACAGAUUCCGAUCCCCUGACAUGAAAAUUAAAAGCCCGCUGUUUUUCAUUCCUUUUGUAACUUUCGAUAUUUCCCCCCCUCAGUUCUUUCAUUUAUAUCUAAUGAAAAACAACCAAAGAAAAAGAUAUCUUUUCUCUUCAGUAAUUACAGCAAUGAAAAUUCCUCCAAAGAAUCCUCAGUUUUUCAAACCUAUUCUGCCCGGGUUCAGAGAUGGACUUAAAAUUCCUACUGGUUUCUUGAAGUAUUUAAAGGGACAUGAACAUAUUGAACAUGCAAUAAUAAGAAGGGCUGGUAAGAAGUGGCUGGUGAAGGUGAACGGCCGUCGAUUCGAAGCUGGUUGGGCUGAAUUUGCACAACAACAUGAUUUGCAGUUAGGAGAUGUGUUGAUUUUCAGACAUGAAGGAAACAUGGAGUUUAAGGUUACCAUAUUUGAAUCAAGUGGAAGUGUCAAAGAAUAUUUGCAAGAAAAAGUCCACACUACUGUUGAAGAGACUUCCAAGAAUCUUGAAGAAUUUGAAGAUACAAAUAACUACGCCUCAAUCUCAAGUGGCGAUCAACUACAUGAAUCCUCAAUGUCCGUGUCGCGCCAUUUAAGCCAUUCAAGAAAUACCAACAAUGUAAUAGAAAUACCAAAUACAAGAAUCGAGUCGUCAGACCAGGAUUGUUCACAUGCGGAAGCUGCUACUGACAAGCAUAUUGAUCAUUCUCAUUUUGUAUGCACUAUUAAACCAUAUUGCCUAACAUAUGGUUACUUGUACCUUCCUCAACCGUUUGCAAAUGGUCUCUCCAACAAGGAGUGCGAGUUGAUUAUAAGAGAUGAAAGACAAAGGUUAUGGAAUUUAAAGCUAAGUUCUGAUUGCAAAAAUCGAGUCUGUAUUGGAGAUGGUUGGCGUAAAUUCAUUGCUGAUAAUCGGUUAAAGGAGGGAGAUCGUAUUGUGUUUGAAGUUGUUACUGAUGAAGAGACAUCUGUAUGGAAAUUUCAUGUUGUUACUGAUGCAGAAACUCCAAAGCAUAAGUUAUUUCAAGGCAAGUUUUCUCAUAUCGUGUUAUACUAUUGACAAGGGCAUAUGCACCUUAUACCAUAUGGUGUCACUAGACACCGGUUGAUCGAAACUUUUCACUACAUAUUUAUAAGAAAAAUGAAAAUAUUGGGGUAGGUAUAGAAAAUGACACUGCUUAUCAUUAUAGUGAUUUAUUCAUUUGUCCAUUUCUUCAAAUUAUGACAUUGCUUAUGUAAAAUCCUGCGUAAGCCACAGACUGUUGAUAUAUUCUUUUGUUAAUGAAGUACUUUUUCCAAAUAUUUGACAUGACUUUUUAUGUAAUUAGCAAAUGCUACAGAAAAACCAGAGCCCAACAUCAUGUCAUCGCACAAGGUUGUCUUCGAUGUAGAAGCGGCUAAGGACAUGCCUCAUUUCAUUUCUACUGUCAAACCUCAUCAUAUUUCAAAGUGUAGGAUGCAUGUUCCAAAACUAUUUGCAAGAGAAAAUGGCCUCAGCAACAGGCAAUGUACGAUAGUGAUAAGAGAUUAUGAGCAAAGGUUAUGGGAAUUUAGGCUGUAAUCCUCCUCUGCUGGCAGCACUUUCAUUGGAGGGGAAUGGCGUAAAUUUUGCGCUGCUAAUUUCUUAAAGGAAGGAGAUUGCAUAAUGUUUGAGAUAUUUGCCAAGGGAGAGAAACCUAUAUUGAAAU